AUGCAGGCCGUGGCCAUGUGUGUUGGACUGCUGCUCUUCAGUGUGACCUGGGCAUCACCGGUGAGCAUUGACAAAUUCAUUUACGUGUUGUGUCUGGAGCAAGUGGGCGAACAGUUGAGUAACCAGACUGACGGGAUAAAGCAUCUGGUGAAAGAGCAGAAAUUAGGGGAUCGCACUACCCGCUUCAUGCACAACCCUUACACUGCACAAAAAGAAAAAAGCAGAGAUAAUGUUGCUCUUCACCAGUUUCACAAAAGUAGAAAUCACGAGUCAACACCUAAAAAAAAUUUAGACAGAAAAAAAGAGAAAGGCUUGUCUCCUUUUGAAGUCAAUGAAAAUAAUGAAAGCAGUAAAACCUGAAUCUUUUCACAGAUGCCGAAUGAAGAGGACAGCACUAUCAACAGAGGCAGUGCCCACGCGCAUUUAACAGCAUCUGUGUAUCCUGAGCCCUCAGGGGACAAAGGAGCAGAGAAUGUAGAGGAUACCCUCCUUAAACUACCUGCCCAGGAGAGGCAUGGUGCCGUUCUCGCCGCAAGUAACAUUCAGCCUAUAAAGAGACUGGUGACUGGGAUUGAACUAUCGGGGGACAAAAACAAAGAGAAGAAACCCAAGAGUAUUCCAGGCAUGAUUCCAGCAGAUGUCAGUGAUGUUACAGACCACUUAAAAGACGCAAAGAGUCAAGAGAGGUAUCUACCAUCCCAGAACAGCCCAGCAAAAAGCAAAGGUACCCAUCAGAUCCGACGAAGCACUCACUACCUAACACAUAUCCCCCAAAUCAGAAAGAUCCCCAGGGACUUUGAAGGCAGUGGUUUCCCAGACACUCGGGUGAGGGGGGAUAGCGAUGUCCCUUCUUUCAGUGGGGACGGGCAACAUUUCAUGUAUGUUCCAGGCAAAGGAGGUGCUGUUGGGCCUGGUCUAGAAGGCUCAGCUAGACACACGGGCCUCUCGGGCUCUGAGAAAGCUGAGACUGUUAACCCACACACGAGCGGACUGGGUUCUAAUGAGAUCCCCGAGAGAGAAAGACUUGGCGGUGAUGCCAUUGCAACCAGAGACAAAAUCGCACAACGCGCAGGUGCUGCUAGUGUGAGCCUUGUGGAGGGCAGCAAUGACAUCACAGGAGGUACUAAUUUUAAGGAGCUCCCUGGAGAGGAAGGAAACAGAAUUGAUGCUGGCAGCCAAAAUGCCCAUCAAGGGAAAGUAGAAUUUCACUAUCCACAAGUGCCCUCCAGAGAGAAGCUAAAAGGGGGCAGCAACGAUAACUCGGGGAGUGCCAGUUACAAUGAGAUUCCUAAGCACAGCAAAGGUAGUCCUAGGACUGACACAGAAGACCCCUCUAGGAACCAAGUGACUAUGACGGAAAAACAAAGGUUCCCAGGUAAAGGCAAAAGCCAGGGCCCGGUUCUUCCUUCGUACAAUCUAGGUAAUGAGGUUAAAAGCAGAGGAGAUUCCUCUAACGUUCCCAGUCAUGAGGGGAUUGUAAUGACAAACAGCAGAAAAAACCAUUAUGUACUCCAUGGACAAAAUAAUUCUACGCGGAAUAAAGGCGGGGUGUCACAAUGGAGAGGAGGCACCUGGCCUUCUCGGAGGCCCCAUGCCCACAGGCGCUUCAGCACACACAACAGAAGAAACAGCAGUGAGUCGUCCAGCGGCAGCUCGAGUGAGAGUGACGGCGACUAGUCCCCAGGAAUUCAGGAACUUAGACCGGUCUUCUCUGCUCCUGUCCUGGAGGAAGAGAGGAAGCAGCGGGAACUGGGCAAGCCCGCAAACCUGGUCCCCUCCAGGACUUUGUGAGGUUUUAAUGGCUCUAAGAAGAAUUUCUACUCAAAGUUCUGAUGCUCUUUCUAAAUAAAAGUUUCCAUUAA
Mesocricetus auratus (golden hamster) is the source of this 1862-nucleotide messenger RNA. RefSeq names its product matrix extracellular phosphoglycoprotein (gene Mepe). Gene Ontology annotation, cellular component: extracellular matrix. Lineage: Eukaryota; Metazoa; Chordata; Mammalia; Rodentia; Cricetidae. Gene Ontology annotation, molecular function: extracellular matrix protein binding. Gene Ontology annotation, biological process: biomineral tissue development. The record is from RefSeq and is a predicted model, not a curated record.